Messenger RNA from Aspergillus melleus, 1377 nucleotides. RefSeq lists its product as uncharacterized. The transcript is spliced from 3 exons. Gene Ontology annotation, cellular component: nuclear outer membrane; nuclear pore transmembrane ring. The coding region runs from base 382 to 1182 and encodes 266 amino acids. Gene Ontology annotation, biological process: spindle pole body duplication; protein import into nucleus. Lineage: Eukaryota; Fungi; Ascomycota; Eurotiomycetes; Eurotiales; Aspergillaceae. The record is from RefSeq and is a predicted model, not a curated record.
UGAGCUGCUUGAGGACAUGUGGGGGGGAAAGCCCCGUCCAUUGUUGGCUUUGCGUCUAAACCCGCCCGAGUUUAGCAGGAAAACUCCGCGUCAAAGGCGCUUGUGUGCACUCGUUGCCUGAGAAAAGAGGUGCAUCGAUCACCAAAACAACCACCUGCCUCCCUCCUCCUUCACUGCCUUGCGAUAAACUAUGGUCCCGUCCGGACCUUUAUCGUGAAGUACCAGUAUUGUCUCAUCUGCAUGCCAAUGUACGUCUAACCGACUUCUCCCAGCUGGCUCUGCAAUUCGUUCUCCGGUAAGUUCAGCAAGUUCCUUUCUUCUAGUCUUUUCCUUUCUUCUCUUUCUUUUGAUUUUUUCGUUCGCACCGCGCUGUAUACUUCAAUGGCAUCGUCACCCCUGCCCUCAACCCCUAGAGCGGUAUCUGCGCCUUCUCCGACUGCCGAUCAGUCUCGUACACCUGGAAAAUGGCGCCAUCCUCAACUGGCUGAGAUAGUCCGGCGUCAGAAUGCCAGCACAUUCGGAGAUCAAAACAUAAAAAGUAUUGUCUGGAAUAGCGUCGCUCUUAUUGCGGUGCGGGCUUACGGCGACACUGUCCAGUCAUAUUCUAGUUCACUACUGAACACACUCGAAAUCUCGAAGAUUUUCAACUUGUUGCGUUUGGUUCUACAACUUCUAUUCUUGUCAAACAUAGCUCUGGCCCUGUCACCUCUAGUCCGAUCAAAGGACGACCUCUCCGAUAUCCCCCUCACCCCUACUCAGCGCUCUCUCCUUGGCCUCGAUCCCUCUACUACAUCGCCCCUGACGCCGGGAAGUACAUACGUCACCCCACCGAAGUAUCGGCUUUCUGCGUCGCGAACAGCAAGCUCUGCUAGCAAGGUUGCGUCGCCUUUAUCGACAAGCGCCAGCGCUUCAGGACGUCGACUUUCGUCGGGCGCAUCGUUUUCCCCCUCUACCAGUCCGCUAUUCCACAAGGCAGUGUCAAAUGGUGGAAGGGACAACGGACGCCGGCCCAGCUUCGGAUCGUCUACCGCGUCGUUCGGGCGGAGCUCAUUGUUCGGAGAGUCCAGCAUUGCGCCGUCGACUCCAUCUCCUGUUGGUGGCAAGCGUGUGAACCUGGGGUUGAGCAACAAGUGGUUAUAUGAGCGGAGUCGGCGGCUAUCAGCCAGUAACGGCAGUCUAUGACUGGAUUUUGUUAGGGAAGAAUUACAGCGACCUAUGGAAGGAGGUGGACGGCAGCAGUUAUUUUUCGUAAGAGAAAGCGUUUCAGUUUUAGAUCCAAUUGUAUCAUUCCGGGAGUUGUCUAUUAUACUAGGUACGUGGAGUAUGCGACCGGAGGCCGCAGCUCGAAAUGAAAUGAAAUUUAAAUCAAGCCAAGUC